Molecule: messenger RNA, 1970 nt
Organism: Tripterygium wilfordii
Lineage: Eukaryota; Viridiplantae; Streptophyta; Magnoliopsida; Celastrales; Celastraceae
Product: synaptotagmin-4-like
Exons: 12
Coding region: 327-1841 (504 amino acids)
Cellular component (GO): endoplasmic reticulum
Molecular function (GO): lipid binding
Source: RefSeq, a predicted model, not a curated record
GAAUUUGGGGCAAAAGUACAAAAUCGCCAUUAAUGGAACACAAGAUAAGAUAAUGUGGAGUAACGUUAAGAGCGACGGACGCGUGAUUAAAACGUACGUAGCGAUGAACGAAGAGACUUGGCUCUCUCCUCCUCUGGCCUACCGGAUUUCAAUGCUUUCAAUUUUUUUCCUUGUUCUUUUCAAUUUUGUGGAGCACAACGCAACACGAAGAGGUUGACACAGACGGUUAGAGCGAGAACCUGAUAAUUUCUUAGAGAGAGGGGAAAGACAAAAUCUAUCUUUCCGAGCAAGUUGGAUAAUCUGUUUGGACUUUGGAUAGGAGGAAAAUGGGGUUGAUCUCGGGGAUAUUGUUAGGGAUGAUAUUCGGGAUCGCGUUGAUGGCAGGAUGGAGGCAUAUGAUGAGGUACCGAAGCACCAAGAGAGUUGCCAAGGCAGUUGAUAUAAAACUACUUGGCUCCCUUAGCAGAGAAGAUCUGAAGAAAAUAUGUGGUGAUAACUUUCCUGAAUGGAUAUCUUUCCCUGCCUUUGAACAGGUGAAAUGGUUGAACAAACAACUCAGCAAAUUGUGGCCUUUUGUUGCCGAUGCAGCUACCAUUGUAAUAAGAGAAUCUGUUGAACCACUAUUGGAAGAAUAUCGUCCUCCAGGAAUUACUUCAUUAAAGUUCAGCAAAUUAUCUCUUGGAAAUGUGCCACCCAAGAUUGAAGGAAUUCGUGUUCAAAGUCUAAAAAAGGGACAAGUAAUUAUGGAUAUUGAUUUUCGAUGGGGCGGUGAUCCGAGCAUUAUUUUAGGCGUUGAAGCUGCACUUGUUGCUUCAAUUCCCAUUCAGUUAAAGGAUCUUCAAGUGUUCACUGUUAUCCGUGUUAUCUUCCAACUUGCUGAAGAAAUACCUUGUAUCUCUGCUGUUGUUGUUGCACUUCUUUCUGAGCCGAAGCCUAGAAUUGACUAUACACUGAAGGCUGUUGGUGGAAGCUUAACAGCAAUUCCUGGAAUUUCAGAUAUGAUUGAUGACACUGUGGAAUCAAUUGUCACAGAUAUGCUUCAGUGGCCUCACAGGAUUGUAGUUCCGAUUGGUGGUAUACCUGUCGAUCUUAGUGAAUUGGAGCUUAAACCACAGGGCAAGCUUACCGUGGCAGUGGUAAAGGCGAAUGAUCUAAAGAACAUGGAAAUGAUUGGGAAAUCUGAUCCUUAUGUGGUUUUGUUCAUUCGGCCUCUAUUCAAAGUCAAGACACGUGUUGUAGAGAACAACCUGAACCCUGUUUGGAAUCAAUCCUUUGAGUUGAUUGCAGAAGACAAGGAGACACAGUCACUUACUUUUGAGGUGUUCGAUAAGGACAUCGGACAAGAUAAAAGGUUAGGACUGGCAAAGUUACCUUUGUUCAACUUGGAAGAAGAAGUUGAGAAAGAGUUUGAUUUGAGGCUGCUACCAUCACUUGAUAUGAUGAAAAUAAAAGACAAGAAGGAUAGAGGAACUGUGACAGUUAAGGUAUUCUACCAUCAUUUUAACAAGGAGGAGCAGUUGGCUGCUCUGGAAGAGGAGAAGAGGAUCCUAGAAGAAAGAAAGAAACUGAAAGAAGCAGGAGUGAUAGGGAGCACAAUGGAUGCACUUGAUGGAGCUGCAUCACUGGUUGGGUCUGGUGUUGGGCUGGUGGGUACUGGUAUUGUUGGCGGCGUUGGGCUUGUGGGAAGCGGUGUUGGUACUGGAGUCGGUAUAGUUGGAAGUAGCCUAACUAAAGCAGGAAGAUUCAUGGGCAGGACUAUCACUGGGCAAUCUAGCAAGAGAAGCGGCUCUACAACUCCAGUCAUUAGUGUGCAACAAAAUGGUGGGGCAAAGCCACUUUAAUGCUCCAGCUGAAAAGUAAGUGAAUUUGGUAUUUGGGUUGUGUAUUAUGUAAAGGUUAGAUUGAAAUAUUUCUUGUGUAGAUUCUUUUCUCAAUAAUAUAUGGUAUUGAAUUGUUAUUUUUCCAGUAAA